Molecule: messenger RNA, 1838 nt
Organism: Anthonomus grandis grandis
Lineage: Eukaryota; Metazoa; Arthropoda; Insecta; Coleoptera; Curculionidae
Exons: 7
Coding region: 256-1311 (351 amino acids)
Source: RefSeq, a predicted model, not a curated record
CGUGCACCGACGCCAGUCACUUGUUUGUCGCCGUCGCGGGUCGCGGUCAAUUGUAUUUACAAGACACCAAACAAAAAUGUGUGUAACAUUACGCGAAAAGUGAAAAUUUGUUCUACUUUAAUUGUGUUAUUGUGCUUGACCUAAACAGUAAAAUUGCAUUUGUUGCUUGAAAACUAUUCAAAUUUUCUUAGCACUUUUUAAAGUUUUUUUUUUUUAAAUUAUUAAACUUAUGAACAAUUUGCCUUGAAGUUUAAAAUGCAAGCCAAAGUGAGCCCUUUACCUAACACGGGUUAUGGGGAGGUCGCAGAUGAAAUUCGAGGUGAUUCCGGUAGUAUUACCAUCUUGUCGGGGGGCACGUUGUCGCCCUCUGCGAGCGAGGGUGGCGUCCUGCAACGCCAAUGGGUCACGUUGACCGCCGAGAUGUGGCCACCUGCCUCUUACCCCGAAGGGUCGACUGCGCCGCUCGCGCCCCCCUCCGGCCGACUGCCUCUUUUGGCCGCCGUCUUCUGCGGAGCCGCUUUGGUGGUCGCCCUUUUGGGGGCCUUCAUACUGUACUGGUGCUGUGUAAUGCCCCGAAAGGAAAAUAAACAUUAUUGUCUUAGGAAGGUAGAUCCCAACAUGUCGAAUACGUCUACUCAAGUACCAUCGGUGCACCAGCCUGCCGCCGCGUACCCGGUGAGCCAAGCAGCCGUAUUUGCUGAACAAAAGAGUAGAUGUGGUUGGGGCUACAGUAACAGACUGAUAGCGGGUGGCGGACCUCUACAGCCCAAUCCUUGGUAUACCAGUAGAGUGAUUGGCGGACCACAAUGCACACAAUGUCCUGGAAUAUGUCCUGUGCCGAGGAGCAGCAGUACCCCAGGAAAUCACCAUCAGGCUCAACCAAGUUCUUCUAGAAGACAAAGACCUGUAAGCCAACCGAUACCUUCAAAUAUUAAUAUUCAUGAGGACAUGGCAUCAAGGCACCAUCUACCAGAAAUAUCGGAAUUUAGUCCUCAAUAUGCUUCUAGCAGUAUUCUUGACGAGGUAGGAAGUAAAGAUUCAGAAAUCCCCGAUUCCGAAGAGCCUACCUUAAAAACCAGAAGUUUACCGGCAUGGGUGCGCUCCAAGCCACGCCCCUUAUCCACGGAGGAUGACCUUAAUGACCUUUACGCUAAAGUAAAUUUCAGCAAAAAACGAAAGAAUCGAAUGCGAAACGACGAAGCCGCCAUAAUAGCCCUAAGCAAGUCGAGGAGUCAGUUUUUGCACAAAGACACCGACUCGUUAGUGGAUAAUGAAGCGGUUAUAGUUUAUGAUGAAAGAACUGCCCUCUAACGUGUAAUUUUUGUAAAUGUAGAAAAUAAAAGUCUCAAUUUUUAAAUUUAUUUAUAAGAAACAUGAGUUCGGUCCUGAACAGUUUUUAUACAGGGCUGUAUUUAGACCACAAUUACCAUAUCUUACGUUUUGGAACUGUAUAAGACUUAAAAUGAUUGACAAAUAAGAAUUUUUGUAGUAUUGUAUUAUAGUGUUGCUUAUAGAUUCUAAUUUUCUGUGAUAUUUUUUAGAGUUUUAUGGUAAAUUAACUAUAUAUUUUAGUUUUUUGGAUAAAAUGACCCCUAUUAAAAAACCAUGUAUGCCUAUAGGUAUCAGAAUUAUGCUAUACCAUUAGAAAAAGACAGUGUAUUGUAAUUUAAAUACACACAUAUCUUAACAUUAUUUAUAAGAUGCAGAAAUAUUAUACUUAUGGAAAUUGAUUAACACUACACACGCACACUUGCAACUCCGAGAUGGAACGCUUUUUAACUGAAUUUGGGUGUUUUUUAUUGUAAAAUAAACUUAAUAAAUAGUGUUACUUGAGAUAA